Striga asiatica is the source of this 315-nucleotide messenger RNA. The record is from the annotation of a GenBank genome assembly. NCBI's taxonomy places the organism in Eukaryota, Viridiplantae, Streptophyta, Magnoliopsida, Lamiales, Orobanchaceae.
AUGGGUCUCGAAGGUGGAGGCCGGCGGAGGAGACUAGAGGCGGAAGACUGGGCGGAGGUCGGAGAGGUGCGACGGAUGAUGCUAGGGUUAGGAGGAGAGGUGCGAUUUUUGGGCGUAAAGAUAUGGAGGAGAACGACUCCGAACGAUCUAACUAAGCUGCUACAAUCAAAUAUAAAAAACAUAGUUAAAUCAUCAUUUCUCCCAUCUUUGUAUGCCGAAAACAUCAAUUCAUUGACGGUACCGAUAACCACCCAUUGCAACGUGGUUCACCAUUCUCCACCAUAUCUAUCACAGCUGCUUGUCGAUGGAUUAUAA